AUGCCGCCCCCCGCGCUGCUGUGCGUCUUCGCGGAGCGGGCCGGCGGCGCCCUGGAGCUGCUGCUGGCCGAGGGCUCGGGCCCGGCGGGAGGCCGGUGCGUGCGCUGGGGUCCCCGGGAGCGCCGGGCCCUCUUCCUGCAGGCCACCCCGCACCCGGACAUCAGCCGCCGCGUGGCUUCCUUCCGCUUCGAGAUGCAUGAGGACAGGUAUCCAGAACUGCCUCCGCAGGCCCACGGUCUUGGUGCCGAUGGGGUCUGCAGACCCUGCAGUGACACUGAGCUCCUGCUGACUGUGUGCACCAGUGACUUUGUGAUCCAUGGAACCAUCCUCGGGGUUGCCCACAACACGGAGCUGCAGGAAUCGGUUAUCACGGUGGCAGCUGCCCGUGUCCUCCGCCAGACACGGCCGCUGUUCCGGGCCGGGGAGGCCUCCAUCCACACCCUGCUGCGCUGCGGCGUCCGUCCCGGCCCCGGGGCCUUCCUCUUCAUGGGCUGGAGCCGCUUUAGUGAGGCCUGGCUGGGCUGUGCACCCCGCUUCCAGGAAUUCAGCCGUGCCUAUGCAGCCGCGCGUGCCAACCACCUCCACCCCUGUGAGGUGGCACUGGACUGAGGGGCCCGGGAGCAGGGCACUGGGGAGGCACUGGGAGAGGGGGGGUGGGGAGGGGGAGCCUCCUCGUUGUCCCAGCUGCUUCUGAGGCGAUAGCGAUAACCAAUAAGAACACUGAUGUCAUUCGCCAGCGUAGAUGGAGUGUCCCAUGCCUGAGCCUGGCCCAUCUAAGCCCCUGCAGCCCCACGGCUCCGAUUUCUGCUUCCGAGUAGGACGCUGAGGCUCUGGGCAGUGGCACCUCAUCGAAGGUCACCCAGCUAGUGAGUGGGAGAGGGGUCCGUGCCCCAGCCUUGAAGGGGAGCUGCUGCUUGGGGUGGGGGGAAAGCAGGGACCCUCCCUUCCACAUGCGCCUCAACUCUGCUGCUCCGACCUUUGACGCCAGGUGCUUCUGUAACAGAACGGCAGUGGAGAAAGGGCUGUAACUCCCCAGGUCUGAGGGGGGAGGAGUCCUCUACUGGGGGCAGGGGGCAGGCCGAGGACAGCAGUCCUAGCCUGUGAGGGAAGGCGCUGCAAUCGGCAGGAUGCCAGACUUCCUUCUAUGGUCCCUUGGGAGCCCAGCAGCGUCAUCCUGGCCCUGUCUGAUCCUGGGGGAAUAUGGGCCCCUCUGUCCUGAGGGCCCUGAGACCCUGACAUGGCUCAUCCUCAUGGGGGUAGGGUCUCCCCUGCAGGGUCAGGCAGGUUGCCCGUUUCUGGGGGGCAGGGUGAUACAGUGGGGUCUCUAAGGACCGUUGCUCGCCACUGGCCCCAUCGUUGCUGCCUCCGCCUUCCUCCUCAGCCACAUGAAAAGCCAGUGCAGUCUGGGACAAAGCCCGGAAGGGGGAUGGAUGCCCCUGGGGUGGGGGUGCACGCAAGGGUUCCUGAACCCGGAUGGGCUGACUCUGCUCCCUCCAGUCCCACGUUCCUGAGAGAGCCAGAGCACAGGUUUGGGGUGAGGGGAGCACCUGGACCAAUAGGCUGAACCCCAGAAACAGCUUCCCAUCCUCACCUGCCAGUCCGCAGUGCGGAAGGAACUGACGGUGGGCAUGGACGCCCGAGGCCACAUCAUCUUUCCGGCAGGAACUGAGACUAGAAGAGGGGCCCGGCCAGUCUGUGCAGGGCCCAGACACAGGGCGCCUUCCUCCAGAUCUGGCUGCCAGUUAUGGGUAGGGGAGGCAGGUUCCCAGGGGUCUGUACCCGCCUGUUCCUCCUGGGGCUCACUGCUUCCUUCUCCCCAAACUCCCAACCAUGGGGUGUUCGGGGUCACACACUAGACCUCUCGUCUCCCUUGAUAUUCCCUCACUGCAGAGCUGGACCAGACUUGUGGCUUUAAACACCAUCGAUGUGCUGAUGACCCUACAUUUUGAUCUCCAGCAUGGACCUCUCCCCUGGGCCUCAGGCUAUUGUAUCCCUGUCUGCCCCCUCCCCCUCACCAAAGAGCAUCUUAGUGAAGACCAAGGAGGAAGAGAUGGGGAUACUCUCCUCCUGCUCUCUGUCGUGAGCUUUUGGCUCUGUCUGGGCCCCAAGGACGGCUUUCUCUCCAAGGCUAUCCUUACUGUUGGCAUCUGUCCUGAUUUUCUGGUCACCUGCCCACAGCAUUUCAUCAGAAGGAGGCGGACCCUGGCCACACCCAGGAGUCACUGUGGACUGCCUCCCAGACCACGUGUCCACAAAAACGCAGGGCAGGGCAGCUGCUCUGGGGUGAGCCUUUAGUUGGAUACUGGUCCCUACGUACCUGUCCCAGGACGUGCCGGAGCCUCCCAUGCACACACCCUGUGCAGAGAAAGUGCUAACUUUGCAACUAGUUUUCUUUUCAUAAGGUGAAGAAAGGGCGGAAUUGGGUAUGGCUGACAGGGCUAAAGGAGCCCUAGGGUUCUCCAGGUCGUGCCUCAAAGUCUUGGGCCAGGGGCUUCAUGCCUGCCCUGGAGUGGGGAAGACAAGGGGAAAUGGUGUGGGUGAGCAUGUAUGUGGGGGCUGUGGGCUAAGGGAGCUGGCCUGCGGGGCACCUCUGGGCAUGUGCACUCACACAAGCGUGCACCCAGCUGCCGAGGAGCAGAGCACCCGAGUAAACACGAGUUGUGGGCUGUGUGCA
This is a messenger RNA of Suricata suricatta (meerkat), 2674 nucleotides long. RefSeq names its product meteorin, glial cell differentiation regulator (gene METRN). Gene Ontology annotation, molecular function: hormone activity. The transcript is spliced from 4 exons. NCBI's taxonomy places the organism in Eukaryota, Metazoa, Chordata, Mammalia, Carnivora, Herpestidae. Gene Ontology annotation, biological process: positive regulation of axonogenesis; glial cell differentiation. The record is from RefSeq and is a predicted model, not a curated record. Bases 1 to 609 code for a protein of 202 amino acids.